Scleropages formosus (Asian bonytongue) is the source of this 3827-nucleotide messenger RNA. RefSeq names its product VPS37B subunit of ESCRT-I a (gene vps37ba). The transcript is spliced from 4 exons. NCBI's taxonomy places the organism in Eukaryota, Metazoa, Chordata, Actinopteri, Osteoglossiformes, Osteoglossidae. Gene Ontology annotation, cellular component: ESCRT I complex. The coding region runs from base 84 to 914 and encodes 276 amino acids. The record is from RefSeq and is a predicted model, not a curated record. Gene Ontology annotation, biological process: protein targeting to membrane; protein targeting to vacuole; ubiquitin-dependent protein catabolic process via the multivesicular body sorting pathway.
UUGGGAGCGCGAGCUGUCUGUCCGUUCCAGUGCUGUGCUUCGUCCGGAGGGGCGGGCGACUCUCUCCAGCGGCUCAUACAGACAUGUCGGACUUCGGGGACAAAUUCAGCUCGUACUCCUUGACGCAGUUAAACAACUUGCUGGAGGACGACGACAAGCUCGACAAAAUUGUCCAAGACAUGGAGGAGGUGCAGAAGGUGCAACAAACCAAACAGAUGACCCUGGCCAGCAACAGGAGCCUGGCAGAGCAGAACCUCCUCCUCCAACCCAGACUGGACUCCCAGAAGAAUGAGCUCACAAAGCGUUACCAGCAUCUGCAAGACCUCUUUGAGGCCUUCCAGCUUCGCAAGUCCACUUUAGACUACCAUUCUGGUAUCAACUCGCUGGACACCCUGCUUGCUCUGCUGCAAACAGAAGGAGCCAAGAUUGAAGAGGAAACUGAGAACAUGGCAGACUCCUUUCUGGAGGGCAACGUAUCCUUGGACACCUUUGUUGACGAGUACCACAGCAGGAGGAAACUGGCCCACCUGAGGCGGGUGAAGAUCGACAAGCUGCAUGAGGUGGUGCUCAAGGGCCACCGGCUGACCCAAGCACAGCUCGCAGCCCUUGCCACCCACCCCCAGGAUCCAGCUGCUUCCGCCUCCUUCCUCCCGAACAGCGGCAGCUCCCCUGUGCCUCAGCUCAGGAAAGCCCCCACUCUCCAGCCUACACAGUUGGGUGCCUCCCAGCCAGCAUCAGAUGCCUACUCAGGCACACCUUACCCCUCGAUUCCUCCCAGGGUGAGCUACCCGCAGCUUGGUUCCACCCCAAGCUUCCCAUCACCCUCAGUGCCGUUUGUGCCCCAGUACCCCCCAGCACUGCCGCAGGGCCCACCCCCUCGCCCAGCUUUACAGCCGGGCUUUAUCCUGCAGUGAGGCAGCUGCAGGCCUGUGAAAAGACAGCAUGUGUGGUGGCGGAAGCACGUCUCCUCGAGGAGGUCUUGUCCUGUGUUCGCCUGGGUACCCCAGCCUUGGCUACAGCAAAACUAUAACUCCUUGGUUUGCAUUUCCUUCUAAUCCUAUCAAGGGGAAGGGGCUUGAUCAGAGUUUUCCUUUCUAGCCAGAUUACUUUUCCCAUUAUUCUAUUUUAACAACAAAGAAAAAAACAAUGCUUUAUCAACAGGGUGUUUAUACAUAUUCCUACUUUGGUAUGGGACAUUGAAACUUUGAAAAUGUGAUUUAUUUAUUUUUUUUUCCCCCCAGUUUUGGUGUCUGUGCUGCGUGGAUAGAGAAGAAUUUAAAAUUGUAUUUUUUACCGUAAAUGUUCCGAUUUUGUGAUGGAAAAAGUUUGCAUUGGUCUAAGCACACGAGGCCACAAAUAGUUGUAGAGCGUCGCAGAGCCCGUGGCUAAAAUAUGCAAACAUCACCACAGGCCUGCUGUGGUGAGUUACAGAAUUCAUUUUUAGGAGUUUAAAUAUUUUUGAUCACAAAGUUAGUCAUACAAGCCUGCAGCCAAAGAUACUUUUAUUUUACUGAACUGUUUUUGUUCUUUGAGUAUUUUUUAACGUGAUAAAGAAAUAUAGAACUUUGAACACUUUAAAUCAGUUGAAAACUGGAUUAUAAAUAUGAAGGUUUCAAUGGCAGAGUUACUUGGGAUCCACGAGAGAAGUAGCUUGUUAUUUGUAUGCAUAAUAGAAGUCCGUAUUAUGCCAAAUUACUCACUCUGGAGAUGCCGAAGGGCAUUUCUCAACGUAUGGAAAACUGCAUCUGAGAUUCUCCUUCCUGCCCGCUGUCUUAACUAGUAAAGCUGCUUCAGGGACGCACAGCAAACAGCAGUUACUCCUGUCAAUGAAGAGCAUGUCCUGUGGUCCACGGCUCUAAGCCCUGGUCCCUGCUGGGGCUCCGGUGGAGACGACGAGAGAGAGGUGCUCUGUGUACUUGUGCUCCUUUGUGUGUGUUUCGGUGUGUAUUUGCACUCUUCCUGGUGGGGUUGUCUGCAAAGCUGCAGCGGGACCACUCGGCAUGUCCCAGGGGAAACAACCGCUGUACCUGUGGGGGGUCUUGGGCUCUGAUAUUUGCCAACUGACCGCAGUGGGCUGCGGGGGAGACUCGGUUCAACUAUACACUCCAGGACUGAGAUGUGUGAGGGCAUGAUUUGCCGAUAACUGUCGCGCUGCAGUGACACUGAGCAGGCAAUGCAGGUUUUAACUACCUAUCGACAUUUUGCCUUUGCUAUUUAUUAUUUUAGGAAUGUUUGAAGCAACAUUUUAAACAUUCAUGUAUGUUUAUAGACUUCUAAAUUUCAGAACUGCUAAACAGAUCUGGAAUCUUGGGAAUAAACAUCUUAGACAAUUUCACUUCCUUUCUCAAAUAUUUUGCACAACCUUCUUCCUGUGAAAAUUAUUUUCUGUUUAGUACUAUGAUUUAGUGGAUCACCUUUGAUUAUAGGACUGCUGGUCCUUGGUAUGUAGCGCCAGUCAAAGUGUGAGACCCAAUGCACAUCUUGCACUGAGCUUUACAUCUCUGAAUUUCUCUGUCGCACUGACCACAUACACAAGGCCAAAGGCCUUUAUGAGAUUUUCUCCAUUUUCAGUUGGGACAUUCUGUACUUCAAAAAUGCUGUUUAUUGUCAUACCUCUCAACAUAGAAUUUUCAAAUAAUGCUUGAUAAAUUACUUAUUUUUCUAAAGAUAUGUAUUUGACAAUUUCUGUGGGCUCAAACGUGAUUCCGCAGCAUGACUCUUCUCUCAGAGCUUACGUCCUGCCUUGAGAAAACGGUACAGUGGUGUUUCCCCAAGCUGCUAUGCAUCUUUAUAGCUACGUCUGUUUCUUUGCUCCUAAUCAAAAGGUGUGGUAAGUUAAACCUUGAUGAGACAUUUAAACAAGUGGCAUCACUAAACAGGAUUCCACUACCACUGUAACUGGCUUUCAUGUUUCUCCCCCAGACUGAUGUUUGGUUGCAUUGACACUGUGCCUACAUGGAGCAGGUUGACAGAGAUGGGCCAUCUGUUCCCUGUUGUUGCAGGUGGUUUCAACUAAAGAUUGGAGUUGGCCAGAGGUGCUUUCUUAUCAGCUUAUACCAGUCUCCCUCACUCUGGGUCUUGGCAGCCCCCCUACAUCAGCAGGGGCUGACUUACCAUAGCACUGUGACUGCGAUGCUGGCAGUGCCCCAGCUGCUCUGUUCUGACCCACAGCGGGGAGUUUGUGGAGCAGAACAGUAUGGCUCUGCCUGCCAGCCAGUCCGUCAGUGCAUCAGUCAGGAAUCCACUCUCACAACCGGUGCUACUGAGACUGAAUAUGCUCAUCAGGGUCUGGGUCUGCUGAUUUCCACACAAGGGGCAUACUGACAUACCCCGGCUUGACCGUUCUCUUGGGGUCACCGGAUCCUUGUGGUCAAUCAUAAGGUCGGAUGCUGUUGCAUUAUGCUAUGCACGGUGAAUGCUCUGCAACACUGUCUAUGUACAACACAGAUAGGAAAUUUAACUAUAAGCGUUCAAGGCAAAGGCUGGGUUUUACUUAAGUGUGGACAGAAAAGAAAGCCAUUUUUUUGAAGAACGAAACCUCAUUUCAAUGUUUGCCAAACUACUUGACUGAAACCAGCAUGGUUCAAGUGUGGCUAUUAUCAUCCUUGUAUGUUUUUACUAUAAUUUACUCUGAGAAAUGAGUCAUGAAAUGUCUGCUGUAGAUAUUUAGGGGAAAUAACCUUCAGUGCUCUGCAAAUAAAGAGCUUGGAUGAAAAUAUUUGCCCUCAAAAACAACUGUUUUGUAAUGUAAAUUAAUCUGGUACGCUCCUAUGUGAUAUGUUGAUUGUUAUUGUAAUAGUGCUGUACAACUAAUGAAGAUUGUAGUG